Molecule: messenger RNA, 471 nt
Organism: Glarea lozoyensis ATCC 20868
Lineage: Eukaryota; Fungi; Ascomycota; Leotiomycetes; Helotiales; Helotiaceae
Product: S13-like H2TH
Exons: 8
Coding region: 1-471 (156 amino acids)
Biological process (GO): translation
Cellular component (GO): cytosol; ribosome; small ribosomal subunit
Molecular function (GO): RNA binding; structural constituent of ribosome
Source: RefSeq, a predicted model, not a curated record
AUGUCGCUCGUCAGUGGAGAAAAGUCGAGCUUUCAGUUCAUUCUGAGAUUGCUCAACACAAACGUGAGAGGCCAGGAGAAGGUUAUGUACGCUCUUACAAAGAUCAAGGGUGUCGGAAGAAGAUACAGCAACUUAGUAUGCAAGAAGGCCGAUGUCGAUCUCAACAAGCGCGCUGGUGAACUCACCUCCGAAGAACUCGAGCGAAUCGUCACAAUCAUCCAGAACCCAACUCAAUACAAGAUUCCAACCUGGUUCUUGAACAGACAAAGAGAUAUUGUUGACGGCAAAGACUCGCAAGUCCUGGCCAACGGUGUCGACUCGAAGCUUCGUGACGAUCUUGAGCGAUUGAAGAAGAUUCGUGCUCACCGUGGUCUUCGACACUACUGGGGAUUGAGAGUUAGAGGUCAGCACUCCAAGACUACCGGACGUCGUGGUCGCACUGUCGGUGUCUCCAAGAAGAAGGGAGGAUAG